Peronospora matthiolae is the source of this 942-nucleotide messenger RNA. NCBI's taxonomy places the organism in Eukaryota, Oomycota, Peronosporomycetes, Peronosporales, Peronosporaceae. The record is from the annotation of a GenBank genome assembly.
AUGCCUGCCGCUUGUUCAUCAGAUGGCCAUCUGAUGAGCGUUUUGGAGCGUCCACAAGCGUCUGGAUGUACUACGAGUGAGUGCGAUGUCCUCACUUGUGGUACGGUCGUUAGUACGACUGCACAAAACCUUAGUGUACCAAACGGUUACACUUCGGAGCAAAUUUCCGGCGGCUGUGAGGAAACACAGGCUGCGCCGAAGGUCCACCACUCGAAUAAGUCGAGUGGACCGGGACAAAGAUGUAUCCCUAGCGGGGAACAUCUAGAAGAGAAACAAUCGAUCGCUCAGGUUAAGCGAAACGAUAAUCCUAGAUCGACUGGAGAGUCUUUCGUAGAGGAUCUCGCUGUGGCUGCGCAACCCCAGCUAGAGGAAGUAAAGGAAAUAAGUCCCAAGAUUACAAAUACGGCGGAAAUAAGUUCCCCGAAACCCGCGGGAAUAAGUCCCCGGGAAGCCGAAGGAAUAAGUCCCCAGGAAAUGACAGAGACAUUGAAUGUCAUAGUCAAUAACGGAUCAAGUGUAGGCGCUUAUACACUUGAUCUGAUUGCGCCUCCGAAGUUGACUUCGGAGAUCACUCAGUUGCCAACGCUCGAACAUAAAAGGUUCGAGCGUGAUCUGCGUAGUGGCAAAGUCAAGCAGAUCUGCAUACUCGUCGCUGACGACGAGUGUGUAACCGACAUAAGGUCAGCAACAGUGUUUACUGAGAACGAGAGAGUUCUCAGUAGUUCAUCUAUGGACGAGAGCGUCCUCGAUGAAAAGACACGAGUUGAGCGAUAUGACUCCCAAUCAUGGGAAUCGCUCAAGAAAAAUCCUCUCUAUGAAGAUUUGGUUGAAUUCAAGGAUGUGUUCCCUGAAACUGUUCCGUGCGAAUUACCGAAGGAUAAAGGUACUCGACACGAGGUCGAGCUUAAACCUGGUUCGAAGUACUGUGUCAUGAAGCAGUGA